Neopsephotus bourkii (Bourke's parrot) is the source of this 1578-nucleotide messenger RNA. RefSeq names its product family with sequence similarity 110 member C (gene FAM110C). NCBI's taxonomy places the organism in Eukaryota, Metazoa, Chordata, Aves, Psittaciformes, Psittacidae. The coding region runs from base 183 to 1280 and encodes 365 amino acids. The record is from RefSeq and is a predicted model, not a curated record. Gene Ontology annotation, cellular component: cell cortex. Gene Ontology annotation, biological process: regulation of cell projection assembly; positive regulation of cell migration. The transcript is spliced from 2 exons. Gene Ontology annotation, molecular function: alpha-tubulin binding.
GCGGCGCCCCGACGGCAGCGGCGGGUGCGCGCGGGAGCUGGGCCCUCGGCGGGACGCUCCCGGUGUGUUCGAGCGUUUACCUUUUCCCCUUCUUUUAGUAGAGUUUUUCUACGGUGUUUUUCUUCUUUUUUCCCCCGUUCCCCGCCAGGACUGGGAGCAGGACCCGCGCCCCUGGAACUGCUAUGCCAACUGAACUCCGCAGGGCCGUGAGAAUGCACGCCAUCUCCGACCUGCACUCCUCCCUCACCCUGCGGCUCCUUAACAAGGGGCCCGAGUACCUCCGCAGGCAGAUGGAGGCCGGCAACCCCGGCAGGAGAAGUGCCGUGGAGAGGCUAGCAGCCGAUAAGGCCAAGUACGUAAAAAGCCAGCGGGUAAUCAGCACCACGCAGGAGCCCGUCAUCGUGUUCAGCUCAGCCUCGGAGAGCAGCAGCGAGACCUGCUCGGUGGAGAGCAAGAAACCCAGCAGGGACUUUGGGAGAGGGAAGGGCGCGAAGCCGCUGGAGCUGGCGAAGGCGGUGUAUUCCUGCCGGGCCCCCCUGCAGCACGGCCCCCCCAUAGCCAGGCGCAGCACCCCCAGGAGGCAGAUGCGGCCGGACUCCCUGGUGAUUUACCGCCAGAAAUGCGAGUUCGGGAGAGGUCAAAGCCAGGACAGCUCACGGGGGAGCUUGGUGAGGAGGAUCUUCCAAGGGUCUGUAAAGGAGAAGCAGCUGGCUUCCUCUGAGAUGCCCAGAGUCAUGGAGGACACCGCAGCCACCGAGAGCAAAGAGCCUCUCUCAGAGAAAGACAGUGACCGUGAGCUGAGCAGCCAUGGAGCGGAGCAAGCCAUCACUAUGAGCACUGAAGCACGAGGAGUAUGUACAAAAGAGCAUGAGGGACCCUCAAAACUUAGUAUACCUCCUGAGGAGGCCAAGGAGGUGAAGAGGAGAGGUCUCCAUCGCUCCCAGUCGGACAUCAGCUCUCGCUACUCCAAGUCUUUCUCCGAGUUUGAUACAUUUUUUAAGUACUGUGGCCUGGAUCAGGAGGUCAUCGAGGAUCUCGGGAGAGAGAACUUCUCCGUGGUGUCCGACAACAUCUCCUUCAAGAUCCGCAGCAUCAGUGUGGCAACGUCCGAGAGCGACUUCACGAGGCACAGCGGGGACGAGGGGCUACUGGAGGAUGAACUCACAGAGCAGGUCCCGAGCAGCACCUCUGUGAUUGAGCGCAAUGCUCGGAUAAUCAAAUGGCUGUACACGUGUAAGAAAGCCAAGGAGGCUAACAAAAUGAUCCAGGAACUGGCAUGAUGGCUUCUUUCAGCGUGCAUUGCAGCCUCAAGAAUCCUUGACUUGAAAGUCGAACAAAACCAGACACAGGAAGAAACUCUUUCCUCAUCUAGAUCAUGAAUGCUUUGUCCAAGUUUAGUAUUUUAUUACUGCCUCCUACCUUUGCCCACCUUCCUCUUACCACAAACACGGGAGCUUCUAGGAGCACAGUGACAAGCGGAGAUUGUGAACUGUGCUCCAGCAAGGCAGCAAGAAACGAAAGCUCCUGUAAAACCAAAGCGUGGCAGCAGCUGCCAUCCAUGGUUAACAUUCAGAAUCA